AUCCAUUUAUUUCCGAUUUAUUGGGAGGGCACCUCACCAUUUACUCGAUCAUCGCCGGUAGCAGCGAAGCCCCCGGAUCAUGUCAUCUACAGUGCUGGAGCAGCUGCGCGCAGAGCAGGAGGAGAUCGAGGCGUUGGAGCGCGCUAUUGUGGCCACGCUGGGCGAGAAACCGCGCAAUCAUCGCAGCCGCGUUUUGCACGGCCACAAGGUGAGCAACUUGCUGGACGAGGUAACGAAGCACAGCAAGCACGUCAAGGAGCUCUAUGAUGACGAAGAUGGUAUUUUCGCCGAGGAGACGGAGAGUAUGCGUGGACGAGCGGUGUUUACAUCGUUCUACGAGCAGCUCAAGUCCAUCCGUUCGUUCCAUCGCAAAUACCCGAACUCGGUCGUCUCCCACGAGCCUAAUUUGGAGGAAGCGCUGCAUCCGAACGUCCAGUUCUCCGGUGAAGAGCGCUUCGGUAAAUAUGUAGAUCUGAACGAGUUCUACACGCGCUUCCUGAACAUCCCGGAGCUGAAGUGGCAAGCCCGUAAAAUUCAGGAAGCACUGAGCUCCAACGUUAAGACUAGAGGACGGAAACAGCCUACGGGUUCCUCUAUCGACUACCUGGCGUAUCUGGCGUCGUUCUCGGAUUUCUCGGCCAUUCCAGCAGCACAGAAGACCCAGUCGACGCUGUACCACCAGUAUUUGAAGGAUUUGAAGGAGUAUUUAUUGGAUUUCUAUCGCCGUACACAGCCUCUUGUGGACCUCGACGACGUGAUCGAUGAAACCUCUGCCAAGUUCGAGAAGCAGUGGGAGCUACGUGAAGUUGCUGGAUGGGGCUUGAGCCAGGACGACACUACAGACGACAACAAGACUCCUGCGUAUUUCUGCAAGCUUUGCAACAAACAAUUCAGCUCGGAAGGUGUAUACAACAGCCAUUUGACUGGAAAGAAGCACAAGAAGGCUGCUGCGAAGGCAUCCAACGGUUCUGACAGUAAUGGCGCGGCUGCUAACAACGCUGAAGCUACCAAAGACACCAAGAAGGAGCUUGAGGAGAACCAAAAGGCCAUUGCGUUUGAUGAAGUGCUGAUUCGUCGAAUGUAUGAGCUUCUUACUGAAGUCGUACAGGGAACAAUUUCGUACUUGGAACUCAAGCAGACACGCACACACGAGGAGCUCCAGGCCGAAAUUGAAGAAGAAGAGGAAGGCACAUUCUCCGAUGUGGACGUGGAGAACGAGGACGAGGCUGAAGAUGAAGAAGAGCAGCUAUAUAACCCGCUGAACCUGCCUCUAGGUUGGGAUGGGAAGCCCAUUCCGUACUGGCUGUACAAGUUGCACGGUCUUGGAGUGGAGUACAAGUGCGAGAUCUGCGGCAACCACAGCUACUGGGGACGACGUGCAUUCGAUCGACACUUCCAGGAAUGGCGUCAUGCCUUUGGUAUGCGCUGUCUGAAGAUCCCCAACACGAAGCAUUUCCACGAUAUCACGCUCAUGAGAGACGCUAUCCAGCGUAAGUCCUGCUUUAUCGUUGAUAUUGUGUCUUUGACUGAGCUGACGGUGUUGUUUGUUUGA
This is a messenger RNA of Phytophthora nicotianae INRA-310, 1552 nucleotides long. RefSeq lists its product as hypothetical. Gene Ontology annotation, molecular function: zinc ion binding; RNA binding. Gene Ontology annotation, biological process: mRNA splicing, via spliceosome. Gene Ontology annotation, cellular component: spliceosomal complex; nucleus. NCBI's taxonomy places the organism in Eukaryota, Oomycota, Peronosporomycetes, Peronosporales, Peronosporaceae. Bases 80 to 1552 code for a protein of 490 amino acids. The transcript is spliced from 4 exons. The record is from RefSeq and is a predicted model, not a curated record.